Messenger RNA from Daktulosphaira vitifoliae (grape phylloxera), 2965 nucleotides. Its product is annotated as piggyBac transposable element-derived protein 4-like. The transcript has 7 exons. Bases 1032 to 2453 code for a protein of 473 amino acids. Lineage: Eukaryota; Metazoa; Arthropoda; Insecta; Hemiptera; Phylloxeridae. The record is from RefSeq and is a predicted model, not a curated record.
CCGACGUAACUGGUUUCGUUGUGCACGAGUUUUCUUUUUCCUUUAUGUGGAUUGUGGAAUAAUUUAUACCGCAGUUAUCUAAUUAAUAUUUUUUUCGUGUCUAAUUUUCCUUUCUGUGCCGGUAGCCGAGUGCGGGACUCUACUCUUCAUAAUUAAAAUAUAGAAAUAAAGUAUAUUUUAUUAAGAGAUCGACACCAAUAUUGCCUAAAUAUUUCUCCGGUCUGGCCAAAACAAAAUUCAGAAAUAUUUAUAUCUAUGUAAAAAAUGUAUCAAGGCGGAAUCGUGGUGGCCCAAUGUGUCCCGGAGCUAGCACCUUGAAAGGAUGCGGCACAAUAAUUACCAAGACAAAAAUUAAUAAAAUAAAAAUAAAAAUAAAUUAUAAGAUGGGGACUUGGGUUUUUGUAUAAAGUGUGAACCUGAUGUUGUGGUUCUAUCGGAGUCGUAUGGUUCGAGGAUUUAGAACGAUAAAGACAAUUUCUGAUGUCCUAACUAAGAGGCAACGAAACGGCGAAGCCAAUUCACGAAUACCUCGGCAACGAGACGGCAGAGCUAGUCCACGAAUACCAUAUAACAUGAUGUAAUAGAGAAAAUGAUUUAAUAGAAAUUAAAUGCGUAUUCUUCUCGUGACUCGGGUAGUGCUGUAGUAACAGUAGGAAAUAAAUUAUUACAAUAUUGCAAGAUUGAAAAUUCUAAAUUAGCUUGUAAGCUAAACUCAUAUAAGAUAGCCAAACUUUAGAAGAAUCCCGAAGAGAAUACACCACGGGCGAGGCACGCCAAAGGUAAAAUCUGAGCACAAUGGAUUUUGUACCUUAUCCUAAGGGGAAAAGAAUAUAAAUAAAAGAAAAUUUAUCCAAUUGGUCUGGCUAUGACACGGAUAUUUGGAAAAUGAAGAUCUUGGGUUGGAGAAUGGUAAUAUUGCAUCAAUUUCUGAAAAUGUGCAGUCAACUGCAAAACAAAGUAACGGUCAACAUUCAGAGCCUAUUUGGGUGGAUGUUGAUGAAGAAUUACAGCCUCAGUUUAUAUUCAAUCAAAUGGAUGAACCAGUUGGUAUUAAUCCAGAUAUAAUUGAUAGUUUAUCUGAAGGUACUCCUUUUGAUUUUUAUUCAUUAUUUUUGGAUGAUGAAGUUAUUCAAUUGUUAGUUGAAGAAACAAACAGAUAUGCUGCAGAGUUAUUAAUAUCUGUAGUUAGUCCUCAUUCACGCCUUAAAAAAUGGGAAAAUGUUACUCAUACUGAAAUGAAAACAUUCUUAGGAAUUAUUAUGUGGAUGGGUUUAUGUCCUCAACCUUCCAUAGCUUCAUACUGGAAAACAAAUAGUAUUAUUUAUACAUCCAAUAUACCUCAAUUUAUGAAGAGAAAAAGAUUUGAACUUCUUUUGCGAACAUUUCACUGCUGCAAUAAUGCUCUUUGUCCUCCAGGUGACCGUUUAUACAAAGUAAAUAAUUUGCUUGAUUUACUUUUAUCAAAGUUUAAAAUGGCACGGACCCCAAAGCAGUCUAUGUGUAUUGACGAGUCAAUAAUUCCAUUUACUGGUCGUCUGUCAUUUAAGCAAUAUAUACAAAAUAAAGCUCAUAAAUAUGGUAUUAAAGUAUUUAAACUAUGCAUUAAUAACUUCUACACUAUUGGGUUUAAAAUUUAUGCUGGUAAGGAGGCUAUGGCUGGUCAGAGAGUGUCAACAAAAGUGGUAAUGGAAAUGGCAGAAGAUUACCUUGAUUUAGGCAGAACAAUGUAUACAGAUAAUUGGUACAGUAGUUAUGAUUUGGCUAGUGAACUUUUGAACAGAUCUACUAAUUUGGUUGGUACUCUUCGUUCCAACAGAAAAUGUAAUCCAAAAGAUGUGGUAAACAAAAAACAAAAAAAAGGAGAAGUGUUUGCAAAGCAAUUUAAUAAAGGAAUAACUGUUUUAAAAUGGAAAGAUAAGCGUGAUGUACUAAUGAUAUCAACUCAACACUCCGAUGCUCAAGCUACUAUUUUAAAUAAACGAGGAAAAGAAGUUAAAAAACCUCAAGUUAUUAUAGAUUAUAAUAAAGGUAAAGGGUUAGUGGAUGUCACUGAUCUUAGAAAUUCAUACCACAACCCACUUCGUAGAACUUUAAAGUGGUAUAAAAAAAUUAUUUUUGAAUUACUUCUAAACACAUCAGUUCUCAACGCAUUAUCAUUAUAUGAAGAAAUACAUCAAGAGAAAAUGGAUAUUACUGUGUUUAGAGAAAUACUGGUUAAAAGUUUAUUAAAAACAAAUGAAAUGAAUUUGUCUAAAUCAGUACAAAAUACACAAUAUCAUGAACUAGAAAAAGUUAAAUCAAGAGGACGUUGUUUUGUUUGCUAUAAAGAAAUGAUGCUUCAAGGAGGACGCACUCAUGCUCAAAAAAUAACCAGGCAAGUAACAACAAAGUGUAAAAUUUGCAGUAAAUUUUUUUGUAUGCAAUGUUUCUUCAGUGAACAUAAAUUUAUGUAAAAGUAAGUUUCUAUGUAUCAAGUGUCUAUGUAUAUACUGAUGUGUUCAGGGUAGUAAAUAUAAUAAUAAUGACAACAAUAAUAACAAUAAUAAUAAGUAGUAAACCAAUAGCGUUUUUUAUUAGUCACUACAACAAUAAUCUUAAUUAUACAAUAAUUAAAUAAAGUUAUCUUUUGUUCCUCAUAAAAGGUCAACGUGACAGAUCGAAAAAACGAGUGUUGUCCAGCACCGAGCGACCGGUUCUCACCGCCCGUCGGUCACCGCAAAUAGCGCGACCUGUCGGACGUGAAGAGGAAGCGCCGCGAUCGCCAUCCGGUGGUAACACCGGAAAUGAGAAGCGACCGCGACAUACUCCCCCCCCCCCAGUCCGACUGGUCGGCCCUACAGUGUGCCUAGGGCAGCUGGUCAGGCGGAACGUCCUCCAGCCCUUCAACAUCCGACAUAUAGAUGGGGGGCGCGUUCAGUAUGGAUUCGACGUCCGGCUCCAACUCCAUCUGCUCCACCGUGUCGGG